Molecule: messenger RNA, 3333 nt
Organism: Cottoperca gobio
Lineage: Eukaryota; Metazoa; Chordata; Actinopteri; Perciformes; Bovichtidae
Gene: irs4b
Product: insulin receptor substrate 4b
Biological process (GO): insulin receptor signaling pathway
Cellular component (GO): cytosol; plasma membrane
Molecular function (GO): phosphatidylinositol 3-kinase binding; insulin receptor binding
Source: RefSeq, a predicted model, not a curated record
UGUGCUCUGGCCCGUAGAGAUGUGUACAGGAGGAGAAGGGAACGGAUUGCUAACCGAGCUAGCCGGAUCCUCCCGAUUAUAGAAACACGGCUGAGCGUGCUCAUGUUGCACACGGUACGAUUACAUCCGUGAAAAACAAAAAGCCCGCUUUGGACUACCUGCCUCGCUGCUACAAAGAAGGGGCCACGGUACUUGUUUUUGGACGGAAUAACAAAGCCGGUCCGUGAGGAUUGCAGUUAGCUGGCCUAGCCGGACCCGGGAGCUCGUCUCCCAAAACAAGAAUGGGGUCUAGGUCCACUCGGAUUAGCUCGCUAGUGAAGUGACCUUUGAUUGUGUUCUCUGAUGGCAAAUUUCACGAAUUACCAGGAAGGCAAGGCAGCGAUGUUGAUGGUGGAGACGCAGCAGAGGGACGUGGGUACGAAAUCCGCGGCCACAACCGCGAACGGAGACUGCUCGGUCGGGGAACCCCCUUCCCCGUUAAUUAAUAUCGGCGGCGGCGGAGGAGGCGGCGGCGGCGGCUCCCGCUUCCAUCAACAUUUGCCGCCCUCCAACCACCACCACCACCCACCAAAGGAUCAGCACCAUCACUACCAGCUGGCUCCGCAGCAGCUUCUUCCCGGGGAAACCCUCGCAGAGUCCCCGGGAAGGAAAGCCUCCUCGUCGUCUCUCAGCCAGGUACACACCGCCGAGGACCCCGCCGCGUCCUCCGCCGCGUCCUCCGCCGCUAGCAGCAGCAGCAGCAGCCAUGUAUACGCAGCUGUGAGCGUCGCUAAUACCUCGGACGUUGUGGAUGAUAUUCGGAAAUGUGGCUAUUUAAGAAAGCAGAAGCACGGACACAAGAGGUUUUUUGUGCUCCGGGCUGCCAGCCACCUCGGUCCCAGCCGGCUGGAGUACUACGACAGCGAGAAGAAAUUCAGGAACAGCCUGCGCUCCGCUGCCGCGGCCGCCGCCAGCGGUGGCGCGGUCGCCCCUUCUCCCCCGAAAAGGGUUAUUUACCUCUACCAGUGCUUCACGGUAAACAAAAGGGCGGAUUCCAAAAACAAACACCUCAUUGCCCUUUAUACUAAGGACGAGUACUUUGCCAUUGUGGCUGAAAACGAGCAGGAGCAAGAGGACUGGUACGUAGCUGUCAGUGAGUUGAUGUGUGAGGGCAAAAAAGGGCACGUGGAUUCAGAUGAUCUAGAUGAUGGGUAUGGUACUGUCACCCCUGGUACUGUGUUUAAAGAAGUGUGGCAGGUGAAUGUGAAACCUAAAGGACUUGGUCAAACUAAAAACCUCACAGGUGUUUACCGGCUAUGCCUCUCAACUAAAACCAUUCACCUCGUAAAGUUAAACUCUGAGACCCCGUGUGUUAACCUUCAGCUGAUGAACAUCAGGCGCUGUGGACAUUCAGAAAGCUUCUUCUUCAUUGAGGUCGGCCGCUCCUCUUCUAUCGGGCCCGGGGAGAUAUGGAUGCAGGUGGAUGAUUCUGUUGUGGCCCAAAACAUGCACGAGACCAUCUUGGAGACCAUGAAGUCCCUGAAAGCUUUUGCAGAGUUUCGUCCCCGGAGUAAAAGCCAGUCAUCAGGCUCCAACCCCAUGCCUUUUAUCACGACGCGGCGCCACCUGGGAAACCUGCCACCGAGCCAAACGGGACUGCAGCGGCGGUCGAGGACGGAGUCAGUCGUCGGCACGCCGCCGUCAAGUAAGAGCUCCGGGGCUAGUGGUUAUCGCUUCCGAACAUCCAGCGAGGGUGAGGGGACAAUGAACCGGCCGUUCCGCUCCGCCACAGGAAGUCUGGUUCACCUUAACUCUGCACGUGCCCAUCACAGUCGCCCGGAAGGGGGCGGCAGCAGCACCGGAAGCGGUGUUGCCACAGGAAAUGCUGGCACGAGCACAUGCAGCGCACGCUAUGUCAGAGCCAUCCAGGGGUCGACGUCUGCCUACCACGCCCGCUCUGCCUCGCUGCCAGUCUCCCACUUCCCCUCCACCACCAGCCCGGUGAGCGUAUCCUCCAGCAGCGGCCACGGCUCCGUCUCCGACACGCUCACCCGCCCAUCGAGCGCCUCGAUAUGCGGCUCCCCAUCGGACGGCGGCUUCAACUCUUCAGAUGAGUAUGGAUCCAGUCCUGGUGACUUCCGGUACUUCAGGGUGCGGAGUAACACGCCAGACUCCCUGGGCAACACGCCGCCAAUCAGAGAAGAGAACUGCUUAAAUGAUUACAUGGCCAUGGGCUGGAACCGGGAGGUGUUCGGCACUAGUGGGGGCUCUGGAAACAACAGCGGAGGUGACACACCACGGGAUGAGAGCACGUCAACAACAGAGGAUGAACGCUUUUCUUCAUCAUCAUCAUCAUCGCUAAGGAGGAGGACGCACUCUUUCUCCAGACCGGCCGGUGGGGCAACUGGUGGUUCUGGAGUGGCGGUUUACCAGAAAAUGACCCAGACCAACUUCUCUUUGGACGAGGGGUCAGAUAUUGUGCUACCAUUUGGCAGUGGGCUGCUCCGUGGCGGGCCGUCCUCCUCCUCUUCCUCGCUCCGCUCUGACUACAGCUCCUGCUCCGAGCACAGCCAGCAGAGCCGUCCCUCCACGCUCUCCAGGACGGAGGCCGGUGGUGAACGCCCGCCGCUCUCCUCCUCCUCCUCAGCCAAGGAGGACAGCGGCUACAUGCCCAUGUUGUGCGGCGUGGCUGCGUCUUCGCAGGAAACUCCCCCCGACUACAUGCCUAUGCAACCCAGCUCUUACUCCCACCCCCUCUCCCAUUCCCCGCAGUUUCACAGUCCAGCUUUAGGUCACCGUUCAGCCCACCACCACCCCCAGCCCCAAUCUUCCACAGACUCCCAUGGCUACAUGAUGAUGCUCCCAGGGGGCAGCGGCAGCUCUCCUUCUCCAGGGCAGGCCCCCCCCAGCCCUCACAGUAGCUCCAGCAUGGCAGGUACCAGUGCGAGUGACAGCAUAGCAGAGAGACCUGAGAAUGGGGAAUAUAUGGACAUGUCGUACUGCAGCAGUGGGGGGCAAAAGCUCCCAAAUGAAGGGAGCGGUGGCUAUUACACAUCUGGCACACCAGAGGGUACCCCAAAGUCUUACAGCCCUUAUUUCUCCCUCCCUCGCUCUUACAAGGCCCCCACCAGAGAGAGGGAUGAGAAAGAAUAUGGGGAGUAUGUUCCUAUGAGUUCUCCUGCCAAGCCAGUCUUUUCAUCAGUUGCCACAGCUUCCAUGUCAACACCAGAGAAGAGGAGUGGGGGAGGUAGUAGCACCUCCACCCCCUCUCACCCACCCCCGCCUUAUGGAGCUCACCAUACGACCGCAGCAAUGGCAGACAGACGCGCCGCGAGGCCCAACCGCCUCCUUUAG